AUGUUUGAUAUAUUUUCUGUUACAAAAGACAAGGACGAAAAAAUAAAACAACAAGUAAAUGCUUAUAUUGAAAGAAAUCCCAAUGAAUUUUUAAAUCCUGUUCGAGAUAAUGCAGCACAAGAUAUAGCCUCUUGUUCAAGUCUUGAAACAUGUUGGUCUAGCUUACUAACCUUGAAUAAAUCAAGGUUUAUGAACGGUUGGAAACCUAGCUGCCAUCAGUAUGAUUCACUCUAUGAUCAACUGUUUGAUCAUUAUUUUCAUCAUUAUUCAAAUGAGAUACAACAGUUUGUUGAAAAGCAUUCUCAUUUGACAUGGUUUGUACCUAAAUGGUUUGAGCAUUGCCAACCAUUACCUUCAGGAAGAAUGGGACAAGUGUACCUUACAACUUAUCAUUACAAGAAGCUUAUGGUUCGAGAACUUAAUAUGUGCAUGAUUACACAUGAAAUCGACCAAAUCUACAAUUUACCUAAUGAGCUGCUUGGAAUCACAGCCACUCGUCGAAAAGGACAACACCAUCAUUCGCUUGCAUUUGUCUAUUUAGCUGCACAAACAUCACUCGAACACCUUAUUCCUCAAGUCGAUCAAUGGUCAUUUCAAAAAAUAUUUAGAACAGCACUUGCUAUUGCUUCUGUUGUACGAGAUGCCAAACUAGUCCAUCCGAAUCUUCAACCGCAUAAUCUUUUAUUGUUUCAAAAGUGGUCUCUUGUCGAUAAUUGGUCUAUGGCAACCACCAUGUCCCCUUAUUAUGGCCGAUACCCUUACAUUGCACCUGAAGGAACCCUCACUUCAUCCUCCAAUGUCUACUCGCUGGGUGUGAUCUUAUGGCAGCUGGCAUCAGGCAUUGUCUUUCCUCAGUUCAAUCUCGUAUCACCUGAGAUUUACCGCAUGUUACCCGUGACAGAAAUCGAUCCUGCUUAUACCCAACUGGUACGUGCCUGUCUUUCAAAAUCAUCUGAAAAUCGACCUUCACUUGAUCAGGUGUGUGAUACACUGCUUCAUAUCUUGUUAUCUGAAAUGUCGCGUCCAUGUCAUGAUAAACAGCUACAUGCGUAUAGUGUCAAACAGCGUCAGUUAGCCGCAGCAAAGUAUUUGGCAGGAUGUCAAGGGUCAUCGUUGGAUAUUCAAGAGUUGCUAGUGGGUGCUUCUAUGUCAAAGCGAAUGAUGUUUCAGGUGACUGUAUCCUAUGAAAGAUACAAAAAGCCAACGACAACGACGGCUAUCAUACCCAAGCAAGAAAAACAGAACAGGACUCAUCCUACUUACCAUGACACUCACGCGUGUCAUUAUGUAUAUAGCAAUGAUUUGAGUGAUUUGAUUCAAAUGGGCUCAGUUGCAUGA
Messenger RNA from Gilbertella persicaria, 1338 nucleotides. Its product is annotated as kinase-like domain-containing protein. Bases 1 to 1338 code for a protein of 445 amino acids. Lineage: Eukaryota; Fungi; Mucoromycota; Mucoromycetes; Mucorales; Choanephoraceae. Gene Ontology annotation, molecular function: protein kinase activity; ATP binding. The record is from RefSeq and is a predicted model, not a curated record. Gene Ontology annotation, biological process: protein phosphorylation. The transcript has 4 exons.